GACAAGCUGAUGACAUUAUCAUCACACAAACAGCACACAUCAACAGAGAUCAGCGAAGAGGACCCACUAUAGUGACAGAUGCUGGUCUGGGCAUCUCACCUUGCCAGGCACACCCAAGUAGUGGCAGGGCUGCAGAGAGGCUCACAAUACAGCAUAGCAUCUCUCUGUGGCAGGUUGUCAUUGAUGAAACAGUUGAGAAUGGCAGCCACCAAGGUGAUCAUCGACACAGAUCCUGGAACAGACGAUGCUCUGGCAAUCUUCAUGGCCCUAGAGGCUCAUCGGCGGGGUUGCCUCAAGGUGCUAGCCAUCACCACCGUGCAAGGCAAUGCUUCUCUCCACAACGUCAAUAACAAUAUCUUCAGGAUCCUGCGCCUUGCCAACAUGCUGGAGGUACCAGUGUACAGUGGUGCCAGCCAGUCCCUGGUGCAUCCCUACAUCCAUGGUGACGAACCCUUCCAUGGUAAAGAUGGCUUUGGGGAAGCAGUCCUGCCCCCUCAGCCCCCUGCCUCCACCUUCUUGCAAUCCUGCUCUGCUACCUUGGCCUUGCUGGAUCUGGUCAAGCAGCACUCAGGUGAGGUGGUUCUGGUGGGACUGGGACCACUGACCAACGUGGCACUGGCACUUCACCUUGACCCAGCCUUCACCUCCCAUCUGGCUGCUUUUUACGUGAUGGGAGGAAACACGUCAGGUAAGGGCAACGUCACCUCAUCAGCGGAGUUUAAUUUCCACUGUGAUCCUGAUGCAGCCUUUGUGGUGUUAUCAAAGACCAGCAUCCCAAUCCACCUCAACACUUGGGACAGCAGCUUAAAUUGUGGCUCCAUUCCCUAUUCUGUGCGAGAUGAGUUGGGACAGACUAAAACUGCUGUUGCUGACCUAAUGAACAAAAUUGAGGCUCAGCAGAGGGUCAAGAGAAAGAAUGCUUCUAAGCCUUGGGUGACCUGUGACCAGCUGACAAUGGCCUGGGUUAUUGAUGAUGCCAAGGAGAAGAAAUUGAAGUCUGAAUGCUCAGGAGAAAAUGUUUUUCUCCUUUUAACAGAUCUAAAGUUGAUGGGUUUUCUUGCACAGAAAAUGGAGCCAAUGGUCACUGCAACAAGAACCUGCUAUGCUACAGUGGAAACAACACAUGGAUUGACAAGUGGCCAGAUGGUAGUGGAUAAUGAUAACCUGCUAGGCAAGCAACCCAAUGUGAUCCUUUUGGAAGAUAUUAAUGACGACAUCUACGUGAAGUACCUCUCGAUGGCAUUUGGAGCAGAUGUCUGAUGCUUCAUGGUUACAUCCAGAUACAGACUAAGAGGGGGAAUGCCCACCUGGUACAACACUUGAGGGCAAAUGAUGAUACCAAAACAAUAAUCCAGGAAUACUGAACGUGGCAUUAGCAAAAUGCAUCAAUUGAGAAAGAAAGAUUUGGAAGACUGCAUAUCCUUCUCAGUAAAUCAGAUAAAAGGUUUGGGUACAUACUAGUGACCUUCCUGUUAAACCUAAAUGAAGGAAGAACCUGACCUGAGGAUAUGGUAAAGAAACAAAGGCAGCAUAACACAAUGACUUAACUGCCAAUUGAGAGAGGAAAGGAUGUCCUCACUCCUUGCUAUGUCCACCAGGGAGUGCUGCUCUAUCAAGGUCAUAUAUUGGUGUUACCAAAAGCUCACCACUCAGUCCUUCCCUUCCUUGUCGGAGUGCACGGACCAGCCAUACACCACGCGGUCGAAUCCUGCUGUGAAGAGGUUGCAGCGUGCUCCCAGUGAGUCGUCUCCCCAGGCCACACUGCACACCAUCCGUCGGUGACACUGGGACCAAAAUAACAUUAAGAUUAGAGGUACGCCACUUGGUUUUUAGUCUGUUGGUAAAUGUAGGUACAGGCAACCCCCGUUUAACGAAGGUUCA
Molecule: messenger RNA, 1881 nt
Organism: Portunus trituberculatus (swimming crab)
Lineage: Eukaryota; Metazoa; Arthropoda; Malacostraca; Decapoda; Portunidae
Product: pyrimidine-specific ribonucleoside hydrolase RihA-like
Exons: 10
Coding region: 79-1260 (393 amino acids)
Molecular function (GO): hydrolase activity, hydrolyzing N-glycosyl compounds
Source: RefSeq, a predicted model, not a curated record